AUGGCUAGACGUAAAAAUAUUCCAGCAUUGCCUUCAACAUUACUGGCACUUGGAGAAAUAUUAGAUGCUCAGCACAAUUUAGUUCAAUGUAAUGACCAUCAAUUUUACCAGGGGUGCAUAGUCGAUGACUUUGGAAAGUGCCAUGUCAUGUUUGCUUGUCCAGAAGUUGUUAACAAAGUUGUAUUAAAUGGGAGUACAGAGUUGCAUGCUGACGCGACCUUUAAGGUUGUCCCAUCUAUGCCAAAGUGCCGACAGUUAUUUAUAAUACAUAUGAUUUUACAAAAUCACUAA
Molecule: messenger RNA, 291 nt
Organism: Macrosiphum euphorbiae (potato aphid)
Lineage: Eukaryota; Metazoa; Arthropoda; Insecta; Hemiptera; Aphididae
Source: the annotation of a GenBank genome assembly